Messenger RNA from Beta vulgaris subsp. vulgaris (sugar beet), 3751 nucleotides. RefSeq names its product putative disease resistance protein RGA3. Gene Ontology annotation, biological process: defense response to other organism. Lineage: Eukaryota; Viridiplantae; Streptophyta; Magnoliopsida; Caryophyllales; Amaranthaceae. The coding region runs from base 124 to 3705 and encodes 1193 amino acids. The transcript has a single exon. Gene Ontology annotation, molecular function: ADP binding. The record is from RefSeq and is a predicted model, not a curated record.
AUUUCAUUGCUUUUCUUAGAGCUCUAUCUUUUCCUUUCUUAUUGCACCAUAACUUACAAAAAUUAAACCUCAGUUCACUAAUCCUAGUUUGUUUUUUCUGUUUAACAAAGGAAAACGGGUUCAAUGGCUGAUCCGAUUUCACUUCUAGCAGCUCCUGUAAUAGAAAAAAUCACAAAAGAUGCUUACAAAUUUGGUAACAAGAAGUAUAAUGAAGUGUAUGGAGUGACAGUUGAGAUUGAAAAUCUGCAAAGCUACUUAACUGCUAUAUCAGCAGUUCUUACAGAUGCUGAACGCUGCUCUAGAAAACCCGAGCAGCUAACAGAUUGGCUCACAAAGCUCAGAGCUGCAGCUCUUGAUGCAGAGGAUAUGCUGGGAACAUAUGCUACUGAGGCUGCUUUGAGAGAGAUGAAGAAUCAUCCUGCACCAUUUGACUGGCUCACAUCUCGUCUAAAUGCAGCAAAUAACAUCAAGAAAAUUGUGGGAAAGAUGGAGCACAUUUCCAGACAAAGGAACCAAUUGCAGUUCAAGCCAGAGGAUUAUGGGGGAGAGUGGACUGAUCCAACUACUUGGAUUGGACUGCGCGAGACGAAUGCUAGGCAGCGCACCAAUGAGGUAGUUGGUAGAGAUGACGAGAAAGAAUAUAUUGUUAGUUGGUUGCUAUCUUCUGAAGAAGCAUCUGACAGCAACAAUUGGCGUGUCCCCGUUUUAACCAUCACCGGGAUGGCAGGUCUUGGAAAAACAACCCUUGCUCAGCUAGUUUACAAUGAUGAAAGGAUCAGUAAGAAAGGAGACGAGACAUGUCGUUUCAAGAAUGCUGUGUGGGUUAAUGUCUCGAUGGAUUUUAGUGUGGAAAGAAUUCUCAAAGAGAUGGUUGAAAGGCUAACAGAUAUGGUACAUGAUAAGGUUUCUCGGACUUCAGUUGAGUCAGGUAUCCUUAAAGUCCUUGAUGGAAAACCUUUCUUCCUCGUACUAGAUGAUGUGUGGGUUAAUGAAAGAUUAGACUGGGAAGAUCUUCAUAAUUUUCUCAUAACAUGUCCAAGAGGGAGCAAGGUCUUGGUUACGAGUAGAGAUGAUAAAGUCGCAGCACGUUUAGGUGCAAGCCUCCUGUAUAACUUGAGCGAUCUGAAUGAAGAUCACUGUUGGGAUUUGUUUAGCAAUGAAGUCCUUUUAAGUAGAACCUCGGAUCUGGGAGAUGAUAAAAAGGAAAAGGAGGAGAUUGGUAGAGAAAUCAUCAGAAAUUGCAACUUUCUUCCUUUAGCCGUGAAGGCAAUGGCAGCCAUAUUACGAGGGAAAAUACUAAGAUUUUGGAAGAGAAUCCAACGAAAUGGUGUCUGGAAAACAGAUGCAGCCAAUCAAGUAGCUGGGGCUUCACAUAUUUUGCCUGCUUUGAAGUUGAGUUAUGAUCAUCUUCCGUCUUCUCUCCUCAAGCAGUGUUUUGCAUUCUGUUCUAUCUUCCCCAACGGUCAUAUGUUUGACAAAGACGAACUCGUUAAGUUGUGGAUAGCUGAAGGUUUCAUCAUGCUUCCUGAUGGAGAGGAUACACUGGAGGAAGUUGGAGGUGAUUAUUUUGAUGAGUUGCACGGUAGAUCCUUCUUUCAACUCUUAGACAUCGACAACAAGGAAAGGUUCAAAAUGCAUGACUUGAUUCAUGAUUUAGCAAUAUCUAUAUCGAUUGCCUCAUAUCAAGUCGAAGAAAACAAGACUCACUCAAUCCAACAUGAUUGUCGUCAUGUAUCAUUCCUGUGCAAAGAUGUUCAGAAGCCUGCUCUUGAGAUUCUGACGGCUAGGAAGUUGAGAACUUUACUAUUGCCCGUAAGUGAUACUAGAGAUUUCGGCAAAACCCUCAACAAAAUGUUUCAAACUUUAAGGUACAUGCGGGUUUUAGAUCUCAGCUCAAGCACCAUAAUUGAGUUGCCAAAAUCAAUUAAAGAGUUGAAGUUGCUGCAUUAUCUUGACCUGUCAAGAACAGAAAUAAGAUUGGUUCCUAAAGGUAUUUGCAAGCUCCUGAAUUUGCAAAUACUGAAACUCCUUGGUUGUCUUUGGCUUCAAGAAUUGCCAAAGGAUCUUGGGAACUUGAAAGAUCUUAGAUAUCUUGAAUUAGAUGAUAUGUUUUGGUACAAAUGCUCCAAAUUACCCCCAAGAUUAGGAGGCUUAACUGGCUUGCAUAAUCUCCACCGUUUUCUAGUUCAUUGUGAGAGUGGGUAUGGAAUUGAAGAGCUAAAGAAUAUGAAUCGUCUCGAAGGUAUGCUACACAUUUCUAAGCUUGAAAAUUCAGGUGACGCGAAGGAAGCACAACUUCAAGAAAAAGCGGGCAUAAACAAGUUGAUACUUGAAUGGAGCGAGGAGGAUGCUAAUAAUCCACAAGACCGAAUAUUACAAGAGAGCAUCCUUAAUGAUCUCGAACCUCACAGUGGCUUGCAAGAGCUUCACAUACGACAGUACAAAGGAGGUCGAUUUUCAAGUUGGCUGGGUAAUGGAGUGCUACAGAACUUGCGCAAGAUUUCCUUAGAUCACUGUGUAAAUUGCAAAAUCCUCUCUCUCGGUCCUUUACCUCACCUUCAACAUCUUACCAUCAAAGGAAUGUUAGAGUUGGAGGAAUGGCUAGAGAGUACGACAUCAUAUCGUUCCUUAAACAGGCUGACUAUAAGUAACUGCCCAAAGUUGUGGAACCUCCCACACAGGAGCUUAUGCUCCCUCGUGUUUAUGAAAAUCAAGCAAUGCCAUGCUCUUAAGGCGCUCCCACUCACACCCUAUUUGCAGUUUUUGACGCUUAUCAAUAAUGACUUGCUAGAAGAUUGGAGUGAAGUACCGAUGGCGAUUAUUGUUGAUAGAAAUCACGAAGGUCCUGAUGUCCUACGUUCACCACAGAAUCUCCAGGGGAACAACAAUAUCUUGCAAGAAGAUCGCAUACUUAUUGUUACAAAGGAAAUAGGAGGUUUAGAAGAUGGGCUUUAUAUGUUAGCCUCAUUUUUUAAACUCUUGGAACUCAAAAUGGUGAAUUGUCUAAGGCUGCAGAACUUGCCGCUAAGCUUUGCUCCUCAGAAAUUGAAGAUAAGUGGAUGCCCUUUACUAACAACUCUUCCAACCCAACAAAACAGCCAACGUCUUCAGUAUCUAGAACUAGAUAAAUUCAAUGGUGCAAGCUUGUUAGACACAAUGCAAAGUUCACCCUCCUUAGACGCGCUCACCAUUUCCAACAUCACCAACAUCUCCUCACUACCCAAAUUACCUCACCUUCCAAAGCUACGAUCCUUGUACAUUCACAACUGCCAAAAUCUUGUCUCUUUGUUACAUGAAGAUGGUUUGCUGACAAACUUCACCUCCCUGAACUUUCUGUCAAUUUCAGGGUGUCAGAAACUGCUGAAUUUUCCUGAAGUACUUCCUGCAUCAAUCCACUGCUUGAUCAUCAAGAGCUGUUCUGAGCUCAAAUCAUUUCAUGCUGAAAGCAGAAACUAUCUCACAAGCCUUACAUUACUUCAAGAACUAUACUUAGAGGAUUGCUCUAAACUCGAGUUCUUGCCAGAAGAUGGGAUUCCAGCCUCUCUAUCGCACUUGCGCAUUCGAGGUUGCCCUAUACUCACACAGAAAUGUAAAGAAGACGUAGGAGGAAGGUAUUGGCAAAUGAUUAGUCAUGUUGUUGACCUGGAGCUUGAUUUCAUUAAUACUCUUGGAUCCGAACCAUCUCCUACUUGCUGCUUCAAAUGAAGAUAACGCUUUGCAAGUAAUAGACCGAGCCAACUAUUUGGCCUAA